AUUCCUGUGGCGAGGGGAAACUACUUCCGAGUCAGGUUUUCCUUCUCUUGUAGCAUGGUGGUGAAAUGAUACCAUGUGUGAGCUAGUAACACCGAACUAAUCUCAUUAUGAGUUCGCAGAGGAGUAACACGUCUCGUUCGCGAGGCCAGAAGUACCAAAACACCAUCGCCUUCAAAAACGACAAAUAUGGAGCGAGUGUACAAGUAAAGAAAGCAAAUUCCAAGAUCCACGAUGGACUCUGUCAACACUGCAAAGAUGUUCUUGAGUGGAAAGUCAAGUACAACAAAUAUAAAUCUCUAACACAGCCUCGGAAAUGUGUCAAGUGUUCUCAGAAGACUGUGAAGGAUGCUUAUCAUGUCAUUUGUAAGCCCUGCUCUCUUCAGCUGGAAAUAUGCUGCAAAUGUGGGAAAAAGGAGGACAUUGUCAUCCCAGUGAACUCUUAUCUGGACCAAAAAGAAGAGGACACGGGCAGCAAAGGCAUAAAGUGCAAGAAGGACAUAGAGAACUUGGACAGUGAUGAUGAUGAUGAUAAUGAUGAUCAUGAUCAUGAAAAGGAGGACGGUGACCUUGAGGACAAAGAAGAUGAAGAUAGUUAAUCAGUACUGGAAGACGACGCAGAGCAAGUCACCUUCACUUCCCAAUGUGUCCCGGGUUUAAAAGGUGAAGACCUUAUAAACCUUGUAUUGAAGUUCAAACACAGCCGUCAAAUGUUCACACCAUCUUACCACAGCUCGUUUGCGCAAGACACCGGUUCUCAUUUUUCUUACAUUUUUUUUUAUGCUGUCGUUUGCUUUUUGGCAACGUUGGCGUUCCGCAGAUCUAGUGUUCUUGAUCGUUGAUCAUGUGGCAUUGAUGCAACUAUCACAGGAGUUCAUGUUUUUCCUUCCUCAUGGGCGAGUCACUGCGCUCACAAGACUAAUUUCAAUAGUAUUUGAUAUCCCUCAGGCACUGCUUUUGCCUCUUAUGACAAUGAUCACAUGUUGAUUUGCAUCUAAGUUGUUCAAAUCCACAGGCCAUCAACCUUUUUGAAACAGCGCUCCUUCUUUGCUUCUGAUGAAUGCAAAGGGUUACCAGUUUGAUACACCCUUCUGAAAUAAUGCUCAAAUGAUCUUUCGUGAUUUUAUGUUCAGACACUGAUCCCAUUAUCGAUUUCUCACAAUGACGUAUCGAGGUCGGAAACAGAUGGAUAUCAAUAGACAACACUUUAUUUCUAUGUUGGUGACCCAUGUUCAGCCCAGUGCUAAUAUCUGAGCCUAUUUGUAAUAAACCUUUGUUAAGUUACAUAAGUGGUGACUCAUCAACUCACAAAUUUCACUUGUCGGCACAUUUUUUUCACCCCACAAAACCACAGUGCUAAGUCUACAGCCCUAAUCUCUGACUGUCCCUAUAAUACGCCGCUCUUGCACAACUCUAGAAUCCGAAUCACCAAAAUAGUUAUAAAUAGUAAUGUUGAAACGAUUUCUUUUGGUCCAAUUUAUCACAAAAAAACUGGCCUGUGAACGAAGUGUGUUAACUUUUGAGCACAGUAUUUUUUUUUCUUUGAGGGAGUCACUCUACUUCCUCGUUUUCAUUAACCCUUUCAUGCACCCUGUAACCUGAUAACAUGAUAAGCCGUCCACUGUAGUAACCGCUAGCAGACAGUUCGUUUCCUGAAAUAACCUUCAUACAGCUAGUGGGGUUCUUGAAAAUCUCAUUGUAUUGCGUAACCAUACAAAAGUCCACAUUAUAGAUGAUGUAUAAACGGUAUUGUGAUAUUAUGAAGCUAGAACACGCACCACACAUUAAUUUUGAAAUUAAAAGAGUAAUUACACUCUUGACAACAUU
Hippocampus zosterae (dwarf seahorse) is the source of this 1824-nucleotide messenger RNA. RefSeq names its product chromosome 6 C9orf85 homolog (gene c6h9orf85). The transcript has 5 exons. The record is from RefSeq and is a predicted model, not a curated record. Lineage: Eukaryota; Metazoa; Chordata; Actinopteri; Syngnathiformes; Syngnathidae. Bases 108 to 596 code for a protein of 162 amino acids.